AUGAUCUACCAGCAACGUGUUCCUCACAUAAUGAUGCUUUGCAGAAACGUGGAGGACGAAAGGGAUAAGUGUGCUCGCUACUGGCCGAGUGAGCCGGAACAGGGAGCGGUUGAGACAUUUACAUCGGAGCAUCAUACUGUUACGGUUACUUUCCUCGAGAUUGAACUCCUGGAAUCUGGUGUGCGUCGUGUAAUCUCCAUUCAUCCUCAUGAUGAGAAAGAUCCUUGGACAGUCACACAAAUUCAAACUUUCGUGUGGGAAGAUUUAAAGUGUAUGGAAAUGGAUGAAUACUAUGAAUUGCUGAAACUGCACAUGGAACUCAAUACCAAAUACCCAAUAGGCGAAUAUGGUCCACCAGUAGUUCACUGCAGUGCUGGUGUUGGCAGAACAGGAACACUUAUUUGUGGACGAUUCCUUCUUGAACAACUGAGAAGAGAUCCCUCGAAAAUUGAUGUAGUGGGUACAGUGUUGGCUUUGCGACGAUGGAGAAUGCUUACGGUGCAGACUAUAGUGAGUUGA
Rodentolepis nana is the source of this 519-nucleotide messenger RNA. The record is from the annotation of a GenBank genome assembly. NCBI's taxonomy places the organism in Eukaryota, Metazoa, Platyhelminthes, Cestoda, Cyclophyllidea, Hymenolepididae.